Stylonychia lemnae is the source of this 3105-nucleotide messenger RNA. NCBI's taxonomy places the organism in Eukaryota, Ciliophora, Spirotrichea, Sporadotrichida, Oxytrichidae. The record is from the annotation of a GenBank genome assembly.
AUGAUCAUUAAGGCCAAUAUCGAUGAUACCCUUAGUAAUCAGAUUGUAGUUAAAGAUUAUUAAUACACUCGAUGGGGAUAGAUACCAGGGGAUUUGAACUAUGAGUAAACUAAGACAGUCUAAUUCUAUGCUUCUGCUGAUCCUCAACCCGUAAUUCAAUCUUUCUAAUAUUAACAGGCUCCAGGAAGCUAACCAAGCUCACUAAACUUUAAAAAGCAAGAUCCACUUGAGUUUAAGAUGACUAGAGAUUACUCAAAUGUUGAUUACAUCCCUCAGUAAGGUACUGUUGCCGUUAAUGAACUUUACAAAACUUAAUACCAGGGUGAUCCCUCCGUAAUGUCAAAAAAUUCUUACUCUCAAUUGAAUGUUGGUGGACUCUCCCUCUGGUAUUAAUUGAAAAAUAAGCAAGAUUUCUAUCAGAUCUUCUAAGCUCUUUCAAAAAUCAGACAGACUUACGUUGACUCACUUGCAUUUAAACUUUAUGCUUAUCAUGGCUACCAUUAUUACUUUAAUGAUGAAGACAUGGUUAUCAAUAACUUUCUAAAAGCUUUUGAUCCAGCUGUUGCAAAGAAAAUCUAUAAUGAUCCAGUUCUUGGUAUGAAUACUGUUACCAAGUUGUAUUACUGGUUCUAAGCCUGUUCAUCCACCACAAAUGUUGAUGCAUUGAGAGCAUAUUACGCUAUUAUUGCAAACUUUUAAGCUAGAGGAAUUGAUCUUAGUGGAUAAAUGGACAAACUUGUUGGCCCUAGAUCACCACUGAAAAUGAUUUACACUUAAAUUCUUACCACAGCUAAGAUAGCAUUCUAGAUGUACAAUGAUAUUGAUAACGAAGCACUUUUCUAGAUUCAAUGGUCCUCUAUGGGAGUCGUCUCCAAUGAUGAUAUCAAAUUAUCCCCAAGUACUCCUCAUGUUAACAGCUUCAAAGAUUUGGAUCCAUCAAAUAUCGAAUCAUCUGCUGAAUUCUCUUACUAUUGCUAAUCGAUAUUAAAAAAGGAUGUCACUGCAUUAAACCAAACUCAAACUAUUUCUCUCUUUUCACUAAUACCAACUUACGGAAAUCUAAUGAAUCCAGCUAAUAUCAAAACUUUCUUGGAGAAGUAUGAUCAAGGUGAAUAUGAUACUAUUUAAAAGAUUUUCUAAGUUACUGAUGAUGCAUAAAUUGAUGCUCUAUAUCAAUAUUUUAAUUGGAUUGUGGGUAAAUUCUUGACUCUCUCAUAUAUUGGAGGUGAUUAUGAAAGUAAUACUUUUGCCAGAUUAAUGCUGAAGACUAUGACCAGUAGUUACAAUAUACUAUAGCAAUAGGUACCUUUUGAACUUGCUUCAAGAUAUCUUACUGGUUACAUUGAGAAAAAUGCUUUGACAUGUCUUAGUUUUGCUGCUAUUGCUGCACCAACCGAUGUGGCUAGAUAAACUGCUCUUUGUAAAAACAUUAACUUCCAGAGACUUGAAGACGUAAAGUUUUUCUUGAAGCCAACAUUCUUCUUGAACCCAGAUGAUAUCACUGCUUUCAAAACUAAAACUACUAUGACUGACGAUGAGUACAAUCUUUUCUAUGGACCUGACAAAAAUUCAUUCUAAACUGCCUACUUGAGUCAGCUUACCAAGAUUAGCUCAGAUUAUAAGUGCAAACUCUCAACUACCAACUGCACUGGAGAUGAAAUCGCCUAACUAUAAAUGGGUUCUUCAGGCAUCACUCUUUUCGUCACAGAUGAUUACAAGAACAAUCAAUACUUUAAAAAUCCAAGCAAAUCAAUAUCCUCCUCUUGGCAGAUGACUCCAAAGCCAGUUGAAUAUUAUUACUAUAUCUCAGAAGUCAUGAAGGUAGAAGAACCUCUUCCUUCUGGCUCUGUUGCCAUUAUAGUUAGUAAUGUUACUGGUAUCACUUCUGAGGAUGCUGCCACCACUUUUGUAGUGAAUGUGACCAAUAACAGAAACAUUUCUGACUAUUAAGAAAAUCUUAAGAUCACAAAUGUCAAGAAUUUCCUGCUGUGCUUAAGAUAUAUGGUUCAGGAAUACCUAACAGGAGGUUUAUUGACUCAGAAGACUAUUGCACAAUGGACCUCAGGUUUCACAGAGGAUUUCUAUAAUAUAGUCAUGGAUGGAAACUUUUUCUAAGGAACUGAUAAGGACCUAGAGUCUACAAUUACCCCUAUUUUAAAUGAGAACAAUAGGGAGGUUACAAAUGCUGAGCUAAGAGUCGACACAGGAGCUCUUAAAUAAAACAGAAUUGCAAGAAUCAGAUAAUUGAAUGAAAAACCCUACCUUAACAUUAAGAAAUCAUUGUUUAACGGUACUGGUCCAGUUGAUGUCUAAAUCAAUCCUUGGAAUAGCCAAAUAAUCUUGGAUGAUGCCACAAAUGGUAUGCAAUUCAAGCCAGAGAUUAAUGAGGGAUCACUAAAUGUUUUCGAUAAUAGAAUCUAAAGAAAUAUGAUCUGUGACUACUCAGAGGAUUCUAAUUACGGAUCAGGCGAUAAUGUAAUCUAAGGAAAGAAGUAUGUUCAAAAUGUAUUUGGAAACAGCAAGCUAAAGUACUCUGAGAGCCCUGAUAAUACUAUUGAUUUAGGGCCAGCUUUCAAUUUACCCAUAGUAGCUUCUCUUAUAGGAGGAAAGGAUGUUAGUGCUGAGAAUCUUAGCAAAGUAACACUAGACGGUAACUCAUUCUAAUCAUCUGAAUCUGGAUCUUAAGACUACUACUACCUUAUAGAGCCAUUCUCAGGCUUCCUUCUUCAAAAAGAAACAUCAAUGACAGUUUAUCUUAACUUAGACACAGAUAUCACUUAUCCUUUCCCAGAUUUAGAUAAGAUUGGAAAAUAACUCAUUCCACUAUAUGAUGUCAAGGAAACUCUGAAGAUUGAUGCUUCCAAGUUCAAUGGUGACUUCGGUUUUGUUCAAACUGGAAAUCAUAGUAGACACGGCAUCUUAAUUUCUUUCAUUGUCCUUUGCUCUGUCUUCUUCCUGCUUGGUUUGGUUUCUACAGUUGUUUUCUGCUGCAAAAAAGACUAGAUCAAAUAAGGAAGUGUCUUGUAAACCAACCAAGAUAGAUUGGUAAGCGAGAUGACCAAUGGCUAGGAUAGCGAUAAGAAAUACAAUAAACUUCUUUCUUGA